Messenger RNA from Eleginops maclovinus (Patagonian blennie), 2660 nucleotides. RefSeq names its product zinc finger MYM-type protein 1-like. The transcript has 4 exons. Gene Ontology annotation, molecular function: protein dimerization activity. The coding region runs from base 265 to 2541 and encodes 758 amino acids. The record is from RefSeq and is a predicted model, not a curated record. NCBI's taxonomy places the organism in Eukaryota, Metazoa, Chordata, Actinopteri, Perciformes, Eleginopidae.
CCAAGUGUUGUCUCUGGUGCUACUGAAGGGCCAUCAACAUCGUCUUCGUCACAUGUUUAUGAGGAGGAGCAAGUGGAAGACAACAUUGCGGCGUCCACACCACUUCCCAGCAGUGGUUCAACAGAAGCAGUGCCAUCAACUCCAUCACGACUUGAGGAGGAGCAAGUGGAAGCAUCCACACCACUUCCCAGCAGUGGUUCAACAGAAGUGCCAUCAACUCCAUCUCCACUUCAUGAGGAGGACAAAGAGGAAGAUGACAUUGACAUGGCAGAGACCACCCCACCAUCCAGAACUGGGGUACCUGUAGGUAUUGCAAGCACCACAUUAAGUGAUGACCCAGGAUGUUGGCCCAGUGUCCUAACAAGCAGUAUGCGCUGUGAAAUAGUCAAAAAAGGACCUGUGCAAAUCAUGGACAUUGAAUUCCCGCAAAACUUAGACAAUCCUCCUCGAAGAUUCACCAAGGACAGUUACAAAAGAACCAUGAAAAAUGGUGAGAAUAUACAUCGAUCGUGGCUGGUGUAUUCCAUCCACACAGAUGGAGUGUUCUGUUUCCCUUGUACUGUUUUCGGGAAGCGUGAGCGUGACAAUGCCUUAACGACCUGUGGCUACGGUGGAUGGAAGAACCUUUCCUAUCGCCUAAAAAAACACGAGUGCACAAAGGUGCACUGUGACAAUGUGAAAAAGUGGCACGACCUUCAGAGGAGACUGCAAACCAGUACACUGAUUGAUCAAAGACAGAUGGAGUUGAUGCAACUUGAAGUUGAACACUGGAAAGGCGUGAUUCGGAGAGUGAUUGCCAUAGUUUCCCAUCUGGCAGAACGCAACCAGGCUUUGAGAGGAACUACCAGUACCGUGUAUGAUCGCCACAAUGGGAAUUUUCUGGCUCAAGUGGAACUCCUAGCACAGUUUGAUCCGGUAAUGAAUGAACACAUCAGACGAAUACAAUGCAAAGAGACAAAGGUGCAUUACCUGAGUGGAGUCAUUCAGAACGAAAUCACUCAGCUGGUCGGAGACAAAAUCCUACAGGAGAUUGCAAGAAGAGUGCACAAAGCAAAAUACUUCUCCGUGAUCAUGGAUUGCACUCCUGACAUCAGCCACAAGGAACAACUUUCUGUUGUUCUCAGGAUUGUCAACUGUGAAACACCUGUUUCUAUUGCUGAGCAUUUUUUGGGAUUUGUACAUGUUGAAGACACAACUGGUAAAGGGCUCAGUGAAAUCCUGCUUGACCAGUUGGAGAAGCACAACCUCAGCAUUUCAGAUUGCCGUGGGCAGUCAUACGACAAUGGCAGCAAUAUGAUGGGCCACAAACAGGGUGUGCAGGCAAGAAUUUUAGAGCUGAACAACAAGGCGCUAUGCAUCCCAUGCAGCAGUCACACACUAAAUCUGGUUGUGUCAGAUGCUGCCAAGUCUUCAGUGUUGUCCAUGUCUUUUUUUGGUAUGCUGCAACGACUGUACAACCUUUUCAGUUCCUCUGUGCACCGCUGGGCAAUUUUGAAGCAGCAUGUGAAGCAGCUCACCCUUAAGCCACUUUCAGGGACGAGAUGGGAGGCCCGAAUUGACAGUGUGAAGGUAGUGCGGUACCAUCUACCUGAAAUACUAGACGGACUGUCAGCACUGGAGACAUAUGCUACAGAGAAGGGGGACUCAGAGACCAUGUCCUCAGCAAAAAGCUUACAUGGUGAGCUUAAAACAUGGUCCUUUCUUCUGUGCACAAUAACCUGGUACAACGUUUUGUAUCAGGUUAACCAUAUGAGCAAGCUCCUCCAGAGCCCGGAUGUUUCAAUGCAAACACUGAAAAAAGAAACCGAGGGAGUGACAGAGUACCUAGAAGAUUUCAGGGAAAAUGGACUCGCAUCAAGCCAAACGGAUGCAAUGGAGAUUGCAGAAGAUCUGGAAAUUGAGAGGAAAUUGCCUGAGAAAAGGCAACGUAAAAAGAAAAGGCAGUUCCUUUACGAGAGUACAGAUGAAACCCAAUCGACCCCAGAAGAGGCCUUCAGAAGGGACUUCUUCCUGCCUUUGGUUGACACUGCCAUCACCAGCCUAAAAGACAGAUUUUCCAGACUGGAGGGGGUGUAUGCCCUGUACGACUUCCUGUUCAGCAUUGAUAUCAUGAGGGCCACAAUCAAGACUGGGAAAUUGCAUGAGAGAUGCAGGAAAGUGGAACAAACCCUCCAUGAUAUUGAUGCAGACGACUUGGCAUUGGAGAUCAACUCUGCUGUCCACACCUUUCCAGAUGAAGUAUCCAGGUGCCCAUUUAAAAUGCUGGACUACAUAUACAGUGAGAAGCUGUUGGACCUGUACAGCAAUUUAAGCAUUGCACUGCGCCUACUUCUGACCCUUCCUGUCUCGGUUGCCUCCGGAGAGAGGAGCUUUUCAUCUCUGAAGCGCAUAAAGAAUUACAUGAGGUCAACUAUGAGCCAAGAGAGGCUCUCUGGACUGGCACUCAUGUCAAUUGAGAGUGACGUCCGCAGGUCUUUGGACUUGGAGGGGAUUGUGUCUGCAUUUGCUGAGGCCAAGGGCCGCAAGCAGCAGUUUCAGUAGGAAAUAAAAAAAAUAAUAAAGGCUACUUUUCAGUGUAUGUUUGACCUCUUUUGUGAUUAAAACGCACAGAAUUGCGGAAAUUUUUUUUUUAAAGGCCCCCAACAACUUCUUUGCCUAGG